Cercocebus atys (sooty mangabey) is the source of this 5343-nucleotide messenger RNA. It is a transcript of the gene GRIP1, whose product is annotated as glutamate receptor interacting protein 1. Gene Ontology annotation, molecular function: nuclear glucocorticoid receptor binding. The transcript is spliced from 25 exons. Lineage: Eukaryota; Metazoa; Chordata; Mammalia; Primates; Cercopithecidae. Gene Ontology annotation, biological process: neurotransmitter receptor transport, endosome to postsynaptic membrane. The record is from RefSeq and is a predicted model, not a curated record.
GAGCUAAAUGAGAAAUAUUGUCAAGGUAAAGCCAUAUCACUAUUAUUUUCUUUCCCCUCCUAUGGCCAAAGUCACCGUGUUGAUGGUAGCCCAGAAGCAGAUAGAAGGGUAGCUGUCCUGGUCCAGGUUUGGUAUUGGUCAUUCAUGCUCCACCGACUCGCAGAGCAGCUGGGCUGUUGCUGUGCUCUUGUGCUAGCUGUGCCGUGCUGCACGGUAAGUGAGAGAUGGACCGCUUCCUGGGUUUUGUCAAGGCGAUAAGAAGAUCUAGGAGAAGAAAGGGGAAAAAGUACCGACCAGAAGAGGAUUACCACGAGGGCUAUGAGGAUGUCUAUUAUUACGCUUCAGAGCAUUUUCGAAAUGAGAGUCCCUACACUAAAUCCGCCAGCCAGACAAAGCCGCCUGAUGGAGCGUUGGCUGUGAGGAGACAGAGCAUCCCAGAGGAAUUCAAGGGCUCCACAGUCGUCGAGUUGAUGAAGAAGGAAGGCACUACCCUGGGUCUGACGGUAUCGGGAGGAAUUGAUAAGGAUGGCAAGCCAAGAGUAUCUAAUCUGCGGCAAGGAGGAAUUGCUGCUAGAAGUGACCAGCUGGAUGUGGGUGACUACAUCAAAGCAGUGAAUGGAAUCAACCUGGCCAAAUUCCGCCAUGAUGAGAUCAUCAGCUUGCUGAAGAAUGUGGGAGAAAGAGUGGUUCUUGAAGUAGAGUAUGAGCUUCCGCCGGUCUCUGUGCAAGGAUCAAGUGUUAUUUUCCGAACCGUGGAGGUCACAUUACAUAAAGAAGGCAAUACCUUUGGUUUUGUAAUACGAGGGGGAGCACAUGAUGAUAGAAAUAAAUCUCGUCCAGUUGUGAUAACAUGUGUUCGUCCUGGAGGACCUGCUGACAGAGAGGGCACGAUCAAACCUGGUGACAGGUUGCUCAGUGUGGAUGGAAUUCGGCUUCUUGGAACCACGCAUGCUGAAGCCAUGAGUAUUCUUAAACAAUGUGGACAAGAAGCAACGCUGCUGAUAGAAUAUGAUGUCUCAGUAAUGGAUUCUGUGGCAACAGCAUCCGGGCCACUACUAGUUGAAGUUGCCAAAACUCCUGGUGCCAGCCUUGGGGUUGCCCUAACUACCUCGAUGUGCUGUAACAAACAAGUCAUUGUCAUAGACAAAAUCAAAUCUGCAAGUAUUGCAGACAGAUGUGGCGGCAUUGCACGUGGGAGAUUCACAUCCUCUCCAUCGACGGGCAGCAUGGAGUACUGUAACUUGCAGAAAGCAACCCAGUUCCUGGCCACACCACUGACCAGGUCAACGCUUGAGAUCCUUCCCCUCAAUCAGACACGGCUGCCCUAAAAGGGGCCCGACCAUGUGAAAAUUCAGAGGAGCGACAGGCAACUUACCUGGGAUUCCUGGGCCAGCAACCACAGCAGCCUCCACACCAACCAUCACUAUAACACGCACCACCCUGACCAUUGCAGAGCACCAGCCCUGACACUCCCGAAAGCACCUCCUCCAAACAGCCCUCCAGCUUUGGUGUCUUCAUCCUUCUCUCCUACCUCCAUGAGUGCAUACAGCCUGAGUUCCCUGAACAUGGGAACUCUACCUCGAAGCCUCUACUCCACCAGCCCACGUGGAACCAUGAUGAGGAGGAGACUGAAAAAGAAAGACUUCAAAAGCUCAUUGUCCUUAGCCUCCAGCACAGUGGGAUUGGCUGGGCAGGUUGUUCACACAGAAACCACAGAGGUUGUGCUGACGGCAGAUCCUGUCACAGGAUUUGGGAUCCAACUGCAGGGCAGUGUGUUUGCCACAGAAACUCUCUCUUCUCCACCUCUGAUUUCCUAUAUCGAAGCUGACAGCCCAGCAGAGAGAUGUGGGGUGCUACAGAUUGGAGACAGAGUGAUGGCCAUCAAUGGAAUUCCAACAGAAGACAGCACCUUCGAAGAAGCCAAUCAGCUCCUCCGAGACUCUUCAAUCACGAGCAAGGUCACACUGGAAAUCGAGUUUGAUGUUGCAGAGUCUGUGAUCCCAAGUAGUGGAACGUUUCAUGUAAAGCUCCCUAAGAAGCACAAUGUGGAACUUGGAAUAACCAUAAGUUCACCAUCUAGUAGAAAACCAGGAGACCCCCUCGUCAUUUCGGAUAUCAAGAAAGGAAGUGUGGCACACAGAACUGGGACCCUGGAACUUGGGGAUAAAUUGCUCGCAAUAGAUAAUAUCCGGCUGGACAACUGUUCCAUGGAAGAUGCAGUUCAGAUCCUCCAGCAAUGUGAAGACCUGGUGAAGCUCAAAAUCCGCAAAGAUGAAGAUAAUUCAGAUGAGCAAGAAAGUUCUGGAGCAAUUAUUUACACCGUGGAGCUGAAACGCUAUGGGGGGCCCCUUGGCAUCACAAUUUCAGGAACUGAAGAGCCGUUUGAUCCUAUAAUCAUUUCAAGCCUCACUAAAGGGGGAUUAGCUGAAAGAACUGGCGCAAUCCACAUAGGAGACCGAAUCCUAGCCAUCAAUAGCAGCAGCUUGAAAGGGAAGCCUCUGAGUGAAGCCAUCCAUUUGUUACAGAUGGCAGGAGAGACUGUCACCUUGAAAAUUAAGAAACAGACAGAUGCCCAGUCAGCAUCGAGCCCCAAGAAGUUCCCCAUUUCUAGCCAUUUGAGUGACCUGGGGGAUGUGGAAGAGGACUCCUCGCCAGCACAGAAGCCAGGCAAGCUGUCCGACAUGUACCCUUCCACAGUGCCCAGUGUGGACAGUGCUGUGGAUUCAUGGGAUGGGUCUGCAAUAGACACCAGCUAUGGAAAUCAAGGCACUAGUUUUCAGGCCUCAGGAUACAAUUUCAACACCUAUGACUGGAGGAGUCCAAAACAGAGAGGCAGCUUGUCCCCAGUCACUAAGCCUCGAAGCCAGACUUACCCAGAUGUGGGGCUGAGUAAUGAAGACUGGGACCGGUCCACAGCCAGUGGUUUUGCAGGGGCUGCCGAUAGUGCAGAGACAGAACAAGAGGAGAACUUCUGGUCUCAAGCACUGGAGGAUUUGGAAACCUGCGGACAGUCAGGAAUUCUGAGAGAACUGGAGGAGAAAGCUGACAGGCGUGUGUCUUUGAGAAACAUGACUCUCUUGGCAACAAUCAUGUCGGGGAGCACGAUGAGUUUGAAUCAUGAGGCUCCAACACCUCGCAGUCAGCUGGGGCGACAGGCCAGCUUCCAGGAGCGCAGCAGCUCGCGGCCGCACUACAGCCAAACAACUCGGAGCAACACCCUGCCUUCAGAUGUGGGUAGGAAGUCAGUAACCCUGAGAAAAAUGAAACAAGAAAUAAAGGAGAUCAUGUCUCCAACUCCUGUGGAGCUGCACAAGGUGACCUUGUACAAGGACUCUGACAUGGAGGACUUUGGGUUCAGUGUAGCAGAUGGCUUGCUGGAGAAAGGAGUGUAUGUCAAAAAUAUUCGCCCAGCUGGGCCAGGAGAUCUUGGUGGCUUAAAGCCAUAUGACAGGCUCUUACAGGUGAACCAUGUCCGAACCAGAGACUUUGACUGCUGCCUUGUUGUGCCCCUCAUAGCAGAAUCCGGGAAUAAGCUGGACCUGGUUAUUAGUAGAAACCCACUGGCUUCACAGAAGUCUGUAGAACAACAGAGUCUACCAGGAGAUUGGAGUGAACAGAACAGUGCUUUUUUCCAGCAGCCUAGCCACGGUGGUAAUUUGGAGACACGAGAACCCACUAAUACAUUAUAGCAACGCUUUUUAUAAAGCAGGACAAAAGACAAUAUCUACAUGGUGCUAAAAAUCCCUUUAAGAUUUCUGUGACAUUUGAAGCACAGAUAAUCACGUGGCAUUAACUGCAAGCACAGGGGUCUUUUAAAUCUCUCUCAUGGCUCAUGUUCACUUCCCUUUUCAAGUUGAAGAGGUUUCUUUUUUGGUGACCACUAUGGUACAUGGUGGGCAAUGCCCUGCCAGGCCCAAUGGUAGAGAAAAAUAGGCCGUCUCCCCAACUCUACAAUUAACAUCAGAGGAAAUUUUUUACAAGUUCAUCUUACUAUCACUUUUUAAAAAGAGAAACAUCUGUUUGAAAAUAUUCUCUAUGAUAAUUUCCUUAAUUCACUUUGAAAUCAGUUUCUUACUAUGAAGUUAUUAAUGUAAGAACUUGACCAACAAGGCUUUUCUUCUCAUAGGCUGGCUCUACUAGGGGAACUAGUGUUUGGUAAACUGCUGGGACUGCCACAAUGGGAGGGGUACAGGUAUAAAAUUAAGUUAUCUUAAAAUGUUUCAGCAAUGAUGCACGUAGGAGACCAUAAUAGGUGGUGGUAAAUGUUUUGCCCAAGUAUAGGAAUGAUUUUAACUAAGAUGUAUGCUAUUCCCUAUGCAACAAAUUAUCAAACAGGAUAUGUCUUGUGACCUGUUUUUUUUUUAAGGACACAUUUUUAAUAGCUGAAAAUCUCUGAUAAUGAAUUAGAGGGUGUAGUAAACACGAGAAUUAGUUAUAUUAUUUUUAAAAUUCAAGACUAAGAACUUAAGAAAGAAUGAAGAGUCUAUUAAAAUGAGGUUCAUCUUAAUGAUAGACAAACCAAACUCAUACUGCUUGACAUGUUUUGAAAACUGGUAAUAUUGAGGGUGUACAGCACAUGUACUUAAAAAUGACACUGGGCUAUCUUUUGUUCUGAGCCAUGCCACUUACCGAAAUUGUAAAUACAUUUUUCACAAAUGCAUUGCCAAUUAUUACCAUCCCUCAAAGCAAUAAAUUGUGACAGUUGCUUUAAAUGUUUGUCAGCAACUGUUUUCAUUUGUUCAGAUAUUUUGAAUAGCUACGCUAAUAACUGUUAUUUGGUGAAUAUAAAAAACUAGAUCUGUAUAUUGAUGGUAGACUCUCCAUAUUGAAAUAAUUAUUUUCCAAACGUUUUCAUUUUGGUCAAUAAUUCAAACUACCACUUAGGCAAAGCAUUCAAACACUGUGUCCUUUGUUUAAGGAAAUAAAAAUCACCUUUCUUUUUGUGCAAAAAAAAAUAUUAUUUCAAUCACAUUUCAGAACCGCCAGGGCAAGAAAGUAUAAAGCAGAAUCAUGUUAAGAAAAAAGAAAAAAAGAUCAUGAGUCACUUAAAUAUGUAUUUUUAUUUGUAACAAACAAGUAUUAAACUGUAAAGUAUUUUUGUACAAAUUUAAUACUUUAAUAGCAUGGUAUUUAUCGUCUAUGUAUGGUUUUGGGGAAUUCAAAAUUGUUCAAAUAUUUGUAUGGAAAAAAUAAAACCCUCUACCAAAUGGAAUAAACCGUGAUUUUAAAAAGCCAAAUAAAGAGGACAUGCAUUAUUGGUGUUUUGAAUAUAUUUCAGUGUUUUAGCCUGAGUCCUACACAAUUUGUUUUGUUUUGUUUUGAGAUGGAUUUUCACUCUGUUGC